Messenger RNA from Aspergillus clavatus NRRL 1, 2619 nucleotides. Its product is annotated as F-box domain protein. The transcript has 3 exons. Lineage: Eukaryota; Fungi; Ascomycota; Eurotiomycetes; Eurotiales; Aspergillaceae. The record is from RefSeq and is a predicted model, not a curated record. The coding region runs from base 1 to 2619 and encodes 872 amino acids.
AUGGAUGCAGAUUCGGUUUUGCCGGUAGAUGAGGAAGAGUUCGUUUCGGGAACGAGCCAGGCCACAACCGCCCUUGGACAUCGCUCUAUGCAGAAGGAUGAAACCCGCCAUACGAUCACAUCGUUGGCAGAUAGUUUCGCGCAAAAUGUCUCCCUGGAGUCAGCAUCACCGGGAACAGCCGACACCGACGUUGGGUUGGAUUGUGAAAUGCCUCAAGUGAACCACCACAACGACGACGGUAGUUCGACUACGUCGGCAAGGAAACCACUGCAUUUGCUGGAUCUACCCCUGGACAUACUGCAAGUCAUCAUGAAAGAGGUGACACAUACGAAUGAUCUGACAUCGCUGGCUUUGACUUGCUCCGCUCUACACGCCUUAGCGAUUCCACAGAUGUACUCCCGAUUCGACAUAGUAUGGCCCGACACGUUAUCAUCCUCAGACCAUCCUGCGGGCGUGGAUGCCCUCUCAUAUGGUCUCGCAACCUUGGUCAUGGGAGAGAACCUAUUCUACGAGCUUCCAUCAACCGGUCGCUUCAACAACCCAUGUCUGUAUUGCGGUCAUAACAAUAAGCAUGCGCAAGAGCCAAGGCAGUUAGUAACAAAUUCGAUGCGGCACAUGCGACGCGGGAACUAUUAUGCGCAAUAUACGAGGAAGUUUUCGGUGGGAAAUGGCCCUUUGGCCUGGGUCCAGGAAUAUGCUGUGAAUAAGGAGACCGGUAAAAUGCUCGGGACACUGGUUGCGCUAGCCGUAGCUCGGAUGGUCAACCUGGAGACCUUCAUCUGGGAUAUGCCGACAGGUGUGCUACGGGAUGUCUGGAUUGCGCUAUCGUCGCUAGCCACUCGGCCGGGCCAUGACUGUCGCCUCGAGCGCGUCUGGGUUCGCUGGCAUGAUAAUACAGAGAAUGCGAUGCGAUCUAGUCUUCUUCCGGCCGCAUCUGCAAGCUCGCCAUUUCAGAAAUACGCACAUGUGGAAUAUCCUUCCUUGUCGAUUCUACCUCCUCUGAGAAGCUUGAGCGUACUCGACAUCGAUGAACCGUCGUACCUCGAGGAAAUGGCCGUGCUUAUUGAUCGCUCACGAGACCGCUUGAAGGAACUGCGUAUCGGAAUCUCGUCCAAGACAUACCAGGCUGACUGGCUCAAGCCCAAGGAAAGCCCGUCUGCGGGACAUCAGGAUACAUCUACUGAAACACCACUCGAUUGGCCUAAGGCUGGAGGCGUCCUUGAAAUUCUUGCUGGCGAAUUCAAGCCCCAGCCGUGUCCCGUGGAGAGAUCUGUUCGCGCUUCCUCGCUUAAGGAAGGAACCGAGCGAAGUGGAGAUAUGUUUGCCGAGCAAGUCUUAACAGAAGACCUAUUAGUAGAUGCAGGCUCUUCAAGUGCUGGUGUGGUCGCAGAGUCUCGGUCACCGCAAGCUCCGGGGGCAGUUUCUGCGGCUCAGGUGCCUGGAAAUGGCUCCCCCGGCAACGACGGCAUGGAUCUUAUGACUGUAUCAAGUCACUCAAUAGAGAAUAAAGCUCCAGUGGAUGAUCCGAACGAGGCUUCGAAGACGCUGUCCAGCAGCCCGACUGGCUCGGAUCUGGUAUCUGAGCGGCAAGCGCUAAAGCUGGAAACCUUGGAGCUAGAGCGCGUUUAUUUAUCUAUUCCUCUCAUUCUGCAAGUUAUUGAUUGGACUCAGCUCACCACAAUGACCAUUCUCCGCUGCGAUGGGCAUGAGAAACUCUGGAGAGCUCUACGACGCCAAUUUGCGCCGUCUACUAGGCAUGAGAAGAAAGAUAACAUUGGCUCUUGCGAGUAUAGUCUAAGACUCAAGCAUAUUCAUACGGACUCCGUGUCCCCAUACCUACUGUUGUUCAUCAAGGAUGCUAUUGCCCCCAACACUUUGGAAACUGUCUUUCUGCAUGAGGCACCCUUGUAUGACUCUAUUGUUCAUACCGAUGCGAUCUACCGAAAUAUUCUACGCGCUCAUCGGUUGAGCUUGAAAAAAAUACUGAUCGAUAGCACUGAAAGAUCACCAAACGGGAAUGAGAUGGGGACAAGCCGUUGGCGCAAGUGGAUGUUCACCCGGAAGAUGAUCGCUUUCAUUACUAGUGGACGCAUGCCCCAACUGCGUGAGCUUUCUAUGACAAUCAACUCCAAGGAUUGGCACUAUUUUCUCCAAAGACUUCCCUUCAUUCCUCAUCUCCGUGCUCUUCACAUUUCGCACAUCGCCAAUCCCGUGCAUCGCAAUGCCAAAGAACUGGCACUGCAGAUCCUUGACAUUGUAACCAUACGCCCUGAUGUUGGAAUCGGCUACAUUGGCAUUCAAAACAAAUGCUACGAGAUUCUCGAAAGCAAACGUGGCGAAAAGUACGAUGAUCCAGACGAUACGGACGAUAGCCACAGCGAUGGAUGGGUUCCUGGAGCUGGACCAUGGACAGCGUCUGCGAUGAACGAUAGCGAGGACGAAGAUGGCCUGGACAGUGUCCUGGAUUCGAGUUCCGAGCUGUCCUCGUCCGAGGAAAGUUCAUUAGAUGACGAAUCUAGUACGAGUUUCAACAAAUCCCGGCGAGCUUUCAAACUACGGGAGAUUUUGUUUUAUGAUGAUAAGAUAGCCAUUUUCAAGGCUCGACAUGGCGUUCUGUAA